CAGGAAGAGGGAGAAGCGGGGGGCGAAGCACACACGGCUUGUCCGAGAGGGUCCCAGGAAUGGCAGCACUCAGGGGUGGAAGAUUCACUUUCCAUGUUACUGAGAAGAGCUAGAGAUGCCGAGAGACACCAGAAGGGAGGGAGAUUCCCAACAGUUGACAAGAAGGAAUGCAAGAUGGUCAGAGGCAGGGUGGGAAUGAGCCCUGGCUGGUCACUGCAUUUGAUGGUUCUGUGGACUCUCUAUGGAGUCGCUGGAGCACAGGCGUCCAUCACAGCUCACUAUGGCGAGGACAUCACUCUGGGCUGUAUCUUCCACCACAUACCGAGGCUAAAACUCUAUCGACUGAACAUCACCUGGAAGAUGCAAAGAGCCGAGGGAGCAGCUCUCCUGGUUCACAGCUACUAUGGGCAGAGGGACCUGUGGCAGGGACAGGACAAGGUUUACUGGGGCCGGACGCAGCUGGACCCAGAGGGAAUCCACAAAGGAAAUGCGUCCCUGCGACUCAGGGCUGUGGGCUUCCAGGAUGAGGGCUCCUACCUCUGCUACGUCACCUCUGAGCUGGGAACCUCAACCCAGAAGAUGUCCCUGGCCGUGCUAAGGAAGAGUGAAAUGGAGUCUCCCAUCGUAGCUCGGCUGGGGCAGGACGUCAUCCUGAGCUGCCCCUUUGAAUGCGGAUUAAAUCUCCAGCCGUUGAACAUCACCUGGAAGAAGGAAGAAACCGAGGGGCCGGAUCUCCUGGUUCACAGCUAUUGUAAUGGGAUAGAUACGUUGCAGAGACAAGAUGCCUCUUACAAGGGCAGAACACAGCUCCACCCGGAGAGGUUCUCUCAGGGAAAUGCAUCCCUGAUGCUAAGGAGAGUUCGCAGCCAGGAUGAGGGAUUCUACAUCUGUCACGUCCAGCUGGAACUGGGACGGUUUUCUGUGCGGAUGCAAGUUACAGUCGAAGACUCUGUGAGUGAUCAGCCAACACUAGUUGUGUCCUGUGUCUUGUGUUUAGUUUUGUUAAUAUUAAUAAUGUCUAUGAUCAUUAAGAAGCACCAUCCUCUCCUGCUGCAUAAAUCAAUGUUUUGGUUGCAAUGGAAACGGCAGAAGGACAGAGACCAGCCUGAGUCAAACCCGUUGACAGCCAGUGAGUCAUCAAAUCCAAACACAGUCCUGACACCACCUGCCAGCUCCUUACGGCCUUGUGGAGAUGCUACCACCACACACCAUAGAACCUCUCAAGUCAUGGAACAUGGUGACACACAGUCUUCCAGCUCCUUGGGCUGUCAGCCAGUUCAGGAGCAUGAACAGAAGGGAAGAGCUGCUACAGAUGUGGUUUGGGAAGAUUUUGACACGCUCUCUGAAGGAGAAAUUGCAGAGCUAAAAGCUGCUGUUGCGACAAAUAACCCGACAGGGCUGGUUUCCGCGCUGCAAGAGGUCAGUGAGGCAGUCAAGAAUGAAAGGUUCAAAGUUGCUGUAGUCGGAGAGGCGGGAUCCGGAAAGUCAUCUUUUGUCAAUGCCACCCGGGGUCUGAAAGAACAUGAUGCAGAUUCUGCUGAGACUGGAGUGCUGGGAGAAACGACGGUGGAGCCCAAGGCUUAUUCACAUCCCAAAAACCCCAACAUAAUGCUAUGGGACCUGCCAGGGAUCGGGACAAUGGACUGUCGCUUAGAUACUUUCCUUGAGCAACGUCACGUCAGACGUUAUGACUUGUUCAUUAUCAUCUCCUGUGGGCGCUUCACAGACAUCGACGCCAGACUUGUGGAGAAGAUUCGAUCACUGGGGAAGACGUUUUACUUUGUCCUUUCCAAAGUGGACUUCGACGUGGCAUCUGCACGGAGAGCAAACAUCUGUGAGGAGAGUACCCUGCAGAUAAUCAGAGAGGACUAUAUAUCGCACCUGGGAGGAGAAACAGACAUUUUCCUUAUAUCUAGUUGGGCCCCUGACAAGUUUGAUUUCCCCCACCUGCAGCGAAUGUUAGCAGAGGAAUUCUGCCGUCACAGGGCGAGAGCUUUGCAACGGGCUCUCUCAGAGAGUUCUUUGCCCAUUUUGCAAAAGAUAAAAGUGUCGUUGUAGGAGGCAGAGCAGCUAUGGGGCCAAACUCUCUACUGGGGUAGCUCCAAUUUACACCACCAGA
Gopherus evgoodei (Goodes thornscrub tortoise) is the source of this 2119-nucleotide messenger RNA. RefSeq lists its product as uncharacterized. The coding region runs from base 94 to 2058 and encodes 654 amino acids. The record is from RefSeq and is a predicted model, not a curated record. NCBI's taxonomy places the organism in Eukaryota, Metazoa, Chordata, Testudines, Testudinidae. Gene Ontology annotation, molecular function: GTP binding. The transcript is spliced from 8 exons. Gene Ontology annotation, cellular component: membrane.